This is a messenger RNA of Arachis stenosperma, 777 nucleotides long. RefSeq names its product formin-like protein 6. The transcript is spliced from 2 exons. The record is from RefSeq and is a predicted model, not a curated record. The coding region runs from base 1 to 777 and encodes 258 amino acids. NCBI's taxonomy places the organism in Eukaryota, Viridiplantae, Streptophyta, Magnoliopsida, Fabales, Fabaceae.
AUGAGCAUGAAGGAGAUUUUAAGAUCCCAACACGAGAGCAAGGAGAUGGGAUAUGUCUUGCAACAAGUAGAGGAGGAAGAGAUCAUUGAGAAGGACGAAAUGGUUGAAGGAUUAAAAGAAGUUAAACAAGAAGUGGAUUUCAAGCUUGAGAACACUUUCACACCAAGUGAUAGUGUUAAUGAUCUUGUGGAAGUCGUUGAAGUCUCUUCUAUUGAACUUGAAAAUGAUGUUGAGGAGGAUAACACACAACCUGCAACACAUGACUUGAUCAAUGAUAAAGGUUUGGAGGAAUCGCGCAAAACCCCCCUUCUAACCCCAUUUCCAUCUUCUUCUUCUGACCCCCUCCGCCACUGUUGCUCCGCCGGCAGCCACCACCGGACGGGCAACCUCUUUCUUUAUCUCAUCACCACCCACUACCCUACCUUCCCUCUCCUCCCUCUUCUUCUCCCGGUCACUACCUUCCCAUCUCCGAUUCCCCUCUCACUCCACCUCUCCGCGGCAGCAGCACCGGCGACCACCACUAACGGCCGCCGGCCACCACCGUUCACCAUCAACCCUCUCUCUCUCAUCCAUUCACUUCCUUCUCCCUCUCUGCUAGCCACUCACCCUCUCUCCUCCUCGGUUGAACUUCCACCACCGCGGCCACCAUCCUCUCCGCCACCACCUACGGCGGUGCAAGCUUCUGCCUCUGCUGCCCUUACCCCUAUCCCAACUCUACUUUCCAUUCUCGGUUCUUCUCCGCCCCCAGGUUCCUGCUCCAAAUUCUGUCCUCUUUAA